UAAUUUCCGGCUAAAAUGAUCCACUCCAGCCCUGUAAGGCUGGGGCAAAUGCAAAUUGUGCACCCUCAAAUCAAUAUAGGGUUCAGAUAUCUUCAGGAGAAGGUGUAAGAGCCUUCUGAAAUAAAAAGCGGGGAUUUUUAUCAGCGUGUCGUCCACAGCCAAUCAACCGAAUGGCCUGACAGCGCACACGUUACCCCGGAAAUAGUUAGCUUACGACUGUUUGAAUUUAACACAGUGCACAACGGUUCAUAGAUACACAAACCAGGCAAUUAUGCUUUCAAACUGUUACAGAUGUCAACUUUGCACUUUGAGAUUAUUUUACAAUGUAGCUAAUUAGCGACAGCAACAGCAAUUCAAGGAUGACUUCGUUUUCAGCGAACCCGUACUCAGGGUCAAACGCCUCAUGCAGGAGUCUGCCAGGAGAAGGGAGUCAGGUUCAGCCUAAAGCUCCACUCCUGCAGAUUCUGCGAGAGGCAGGUGCCCAGGAGGACGUGUUUACUCUGAAGGAGGUUAUGCACUAUCUGGGCCAGUACAUCAUGGCAAAGCAGCUGUAUGAUAAGCAACGGCAACACAUAGUCCACUGUCAGGAUGACCCUCUGGGAGAGCUGUUAGAAGUGGACAGCUUUUCUGUGAAAAACCCCAGCCCCGUCUAUGAGAUGCUGAAGAAGAACUUAUUUGUCCUGAACUGUGCUGAUGCAGCAAAGAAUCUUUCUGUGGGCAAGGAUUCUAGUGAGAGCGCGAGCGACGAUCCUGGUCAGGUCCCCAGCAGCUUGUGUAGACUGGGUCUGGGCCUCGGGGUGUUCGGAGCCGCUGCUGCCGCUGGCUGUCCCUUGCAGACCACCUCCCAACGCAGACCACGCGAAAUGGAUGAAGACUCAUUAGAUGGCCUGCCAAGAUCAGCGUGUAAAAGGCCAAAGCUUGACGUCUCAUUGGAUGAGUGGGACUUGUCUGGGCUGCCCUGGUGGUUUCUGGGUAAUCUCCGUAGCAACUACUCUCGUAAGAGCAAUGGCUCCACCGACAUUCACACUAACCAAAUCUCUCCUGGGCAGGAGGAGGACACGGCCAUCGUGUCGGACACCACGGACGACCUGUGGUUCCUGAACGAGGCAGAGAGCGAGCAAGUAAGCGUGGAGAUGAAGGAGGCGGCGCUGGAGCAAGGCAGCGACGCAGAGUCUCCCCCUGAAGACGAGGAGGGCAAUAAUACCAGUGCCACCAAGGACAAAGAGAUGUCGGAGGAAUUAGAUGAAGACUCUCAGUGUUUGAGUGACGACACAGAUACAGAGAUAUCCAUACAGGACGCCUGGCAGUGCACAGAGUGCCGUAAGUUCAACACGCCUCUGCAGAGGUACUGCGUGCGCUGCUGGGCCAUGCAAAAAGACUGGUACCGAGGUUGCCCCCGCCUCGCACACUCCCUGUCCGUCCCUGACAUCCCAGCAUGCAGUGGCCGCCCACUCAAAUGCCCUGGCAACCAGGGGCAGGAUGACGAGGAAGACGACGACGACGAUGACGAGGAAGGUUUGGACGUGCCAGACUGCAUGAGGACCAUCUCUGACCCGGUCAUCUUACCUUCUCAUGUGGCGGCGCGGGAUUGCCCCCGACCCUCGUCGUCAAAGGGCAAGGGUCCCCGCCGACUGCCCCCAUCGGCCGAGGCUCUGUUCCGAGAAGGGGGCGAGAGCUCGGAGGGCGACAGCCAGGACACGCUGCUGGACGAGGAGAUGGCGGCGACGUGCCAGAAAGACCUGCUGGAGCCGUGCAAGCUGUGCCGCGUACGGCCACGCAACGGCAACAUCAUCCACGGCCGCACCGCGCACAUGCUCACCUGCUUUCCCUGUGCCCGCAAGCUGCACAAGUUCCACGCCCCCUGCCCUGGCUGCGGGCAGAUCAUCCAGAAGGUCAUCAAGACCUUCAUCGCCUGAUUACAGGCUGUUUUCUGGUUAGAUCGGCUUGUGUGGAUUUGGGCCUGUUAAGAGCCAGGUCUGGGUAAGAUCCAGGCCAGAUCCUUUCUGUUAUCAGCUGCUGUCUGACCUUAAGAAGGUACCAUACAAGCAUUUAACUAUUAAGUCCGUUUAAGCAUUUGCCAUAAAAGCAUUUGGUGCAUGUGGUGUCCGCAGCACGUAAUGAAUGAAAAUAAAGUAAGUAUAUAAAUGAAAGUAGUACUCCAGCUAAUGAGGGAGACCAGAUAAUGUCCUUUAUAUCCUCACAGGUAUAUGGGACAUGCGUUUAAAUAACAACAGAAGUAUUUAUUUAUCUAUUUAUUUUGGAGGGGCGAUAUAAAAAAAUAUUCUCAGACUGGUAUUUGUCUUGAAGUAUCAACUCAAGUAACAUGAACUAAUGCAGUGUGUACAUAUACUUAAAAAAGAAAACAAUAUAUGUGAAGCUGUAAAGUAGAUCUGCUAAAAGUACAUAGAAUGUUCUCUUGAGAAUAAGAUGGCUGCCCUGUGUUGUUCUGUGACCUCCGACCUAUCCCCUCUGUUAGGUCUCUUGUUAGCUGGCGGUGGAGCCGCAAAUAUCCUCUAUCUGAACUGUAGGUGUGCCACACCUGCUAUCUGGCUCAUGCUGGAUUCCCAUCAGGCCUUGCACCCCCCCUCCUUUGCCUUUGACUAGCCCGCUUUGCCUUUUAACUUCUAGGUAGCCUGUGUCUCACACUUCAGCCUUCACUUGUAUAAAUGGAAACACUUGUCCUUGCCUCUGCAUCUUUUAUGAAGUGUGUGUAUGUAAAGAAUAUAAAUAUACGAUAUAUAAGAGGAGGUGUAAUAGGGUGGUCAGCGUAGUGAGGUUUCUGCUUGUUGUGUGGAUGUGCCCUCUCUAUCCAGUGCCUCUUCAAACAGCCUCCUCUUUACAGAAGUGAAGUGUGUUUGCUGCUUGUUAGCAGCCCUUGCGGUGCUCAACAACUCUCUCUCUCUCUCUCUCUCUCUCUCUCCAUGUGCUGUUGUUUGUGUUCCUCUGUUAUUAUUCUAGGUCUUCCUGAGUUAAUGAGUUCAGAAUCAGAUAUGCUCUAUCGUAUUAAUUGCAAUUGCAACAACCAGCACACAGGCUGGCUGUGCAGGUUUGUUCUGACUUGUAUUUCAUUGUUGUGGUGCCUCACAUGUAGAUGAAGGGGAUGUUGUGAACUGAUUUCCCUAAAUAAUGAUUCUUGUAUUAUUAAUUUAUUGAAUUUUUAUGAUGUUCUAUUUACUGUACAAAUUGAGUUCAGUUUUCAGUUUCAGUUCAUUUGUAAUUGUUGGGGAACGUUUUGACCAAAUUCUGAAUUUGUUAAUGGUGUUGGAGCUGUUUGCAUGGGGUGGGAACAUGUUAUGACUGCUAACAGAGGUGCCUUGUCCUAUGAAGAAGUCCAGGCUGAUGCAGCUCUCCCCCCUCACAGUAAGAGGGCCCCAGUGAAUGUUAGUGACCUGUAAAAUGUCACCAUGAAGAAUCAUAAAAAGCCUCUGGAGAAUUCUGGGUUGCCAGGUCUCCGGCAUUAUUCCCUCAGUGGCCUGUGGUCAGUGUUAGGGCCCAGUUGUUAAAUCCCUUAGGAGUCCUGUAGGGAAUAGGUCAGUGCAUUGCCAGAUCUUUGGAGUGUUCUUCCCCUCACUGAUUGUGUUGUGAAGGGUCUGCUUCCCUUGUGUGUGUGUGGAGCUUUGAGAGGAUCACACCCUCAUAGGCACUGAUGCUUGAAGGGAGGCAGCAGGAGGCAUCAAAAACCAUUUGGGCGCACACACACACACACACACAUAGAUGCUCAUUUAUACAGAAACACACACAGAAAAAUGUGUUUGGUCUUAUCUUUGGGCUUCUCUUUGCAAAUGUGCAUACACACACACUUAACACUCAAACACAGAGAAAGACUGUUAUUUCUGUCAGAAUUUAAAUCUGCUUUUCGGGCAGGCUUUUCUUAACUGUCUGGGUGAUUAUCAUUCCUUCAGCAAAUCUCUAGAUGAGGGAAAGACGACUGCGCACUCUGCAUGCCUGCAUUUUUGGAUUCAUUGUUGUAAAUCCUUUGUGUUUGUGUGUUUUUGUUUUUGUGUUGUUUUGGAGUUAUGAGUGAUUUGUUGAUGUGGUUUAGGCACUUACAAUGUUGAGUGUUUGUGUUUGAAUAUGGCCUGACUCUUAAGGCCUCUCCCUGUGAAGUGGACUCAGUACUUAGCACCAUUAGCAUGAGAGCGCACAAAUAAAACCCCAUUUCCACAUGGCUGAAGACGCUGGGUCACAUCUGAACUGGAUAGCGUGAAUGUGCCAGAACUGGCCCAGAUCAGCGCCUGAACAAGAGGCCUUCUGGGUAAUGGCACUGUGGAUCUACCGUGGUGUGUAGCCACCAUAGACUGUAUUAAGAUAUUUAUAUAGUCAUUCGUUGGCCCAUCAAGCUUCAAGCGCCCACUGUUUAUACUUGAUUGCAAAGGCACCAUCUCUCCACUUGUCUUUGCAGAAGCCCAACAAUUGUGUUUUGUUUUGGUGUGAUUGUUGAGUGCUCCACUACAACUGCAUUACAACAAAAGCUUUUAUUUGAUAUGGUGUUUUGAGUGUGAUGUGGUGUUCUGGCCACCUGGUGGCGCUUGUAGACUUGUAGUCCCUCUCUGCUAAGGCUGAUAAGGCAUAAUUUGUAUAAACUACAUGUAUUAAUAUCGCUGACUUGUACUCCCCAGGAGAUUGCUCUUCCACUUAUGUUGGCUGCUACAGGUGCCGCCAUUUUAUUUUGUUUUAAUUUGCUAAAGUCACUGCCAUGAACAAUGUGUUCGUUUUUGUUUAUUACUUUAUUAUUUUAUUGAUUCUACAUUAUAGAUUGUUUAUACAUUCAUGUACAUGGAAAUUAUAUGUGGAUGUUAAAUAAACUAAGAUCAAAUCA
Alosa alosa (allis shad) is the source of this 4819-nucleotide messenger RNA. It is a transcript of the gene mdm4, whose product is annotated as MDM4 regulator of p53. NCBI's taxonomy places the organism in Eukaryota, Metazoa, Chordata, Actinopteri, Clupeiformes, Clupeidae. Gene Ontology annotation, molecular function: ubiquitin-protein transferase activity. The coding region runs from base 360 to 1916 and encodes 518 amino acids. The record is from RefSeq and is a predicted model, not a curated record. Gene Ontology annotation, cellular component: nucleus. Gene Ontology annotation, biological process: negative regulation of apoptotic process; regulation of cell cycle; protein ubiquitination. The transcript has 11 exons.